This is a messenger RNA of Brachypodium distachyon (stiff brome), 1639 nucleotides long. RefSeq names its product CBL-interacting protein kinase 5. Gene Ontology annotation, molecular function: ATP binding; protein kinase activity. The coding region runs from base 193 to 1620 and encodes 475 amino acids. Gene Ontology annotation, biological process: protein phosphorylation; signal transduction. The transcript has a single exon. The record is from RefSeq and is a predicted model, not a curated record. Lineage: Eukaryota; Viridiplantae; Streptophyta; Magnoliopsida; Poales; Poaceae.
CUAAAUCUCCAUGGUAGCCACUUCCCUUGAGAAGGAGGAAAAUAGGAGAUUGACCAUAAUAACCAAAUACUCUCUGUCCCCCAUCAUUCUCCCUUCCUUCCUCUCUUGGUUGGAAUUCAAAACACCAUCCGUGUCUUGGCUUCCUUCAAAAAUGCUUCCACACCUUCAUUUCUUCGUUCCGCAACCAUCAACAUGGAUCAUGGAGGAAGCCACACAGAGAACAAAGCAUGUUGCAGCAUGUCUUCGAACGGCUGUCAUGCCAAGAUGCAUGAAGGGAUGGAAAAGGGCACCGUCCUGAUGAACCGGUAUGAGCUUGGCCGCACCCUGGGACAUGGAACAUUUGCAAAAGUGCAUCAUGCAAGGAGCCUCAUGUCCAACCACAGUGUCGCCAUCAAAGUCAUUGAUAAGGAGAAAGUGAUGCGUGUUGGCAUGAUUGACCAGAUCAAGCGGGAGAUCUCCAUCAUGCGGCUCGUCCGCCACCCCAAUAUUGUCCAGCUGCAUGAGGUCAUGGCCAGCAAGACCAAGAUAUACUUUGUCAUGGAGCACGUUCGUGGCGGCGAGCUCUUCAGCAAGGUUGCCAAAGGCCGGCUCAAGGAGGAGGUGGCAAGGAAGUACUUCCAACAGUUGAUAGGGGCGAUCGAUUUUUGCCACAGCCGUGGUGUGUACCACCGAGACCUCAAGCUGGAGAACCUCCUCUUAGAUGACACUGACAACCUCAAGGUUUCUGACUUUGGGCUUAGUGCCCUCAGGGAGUCUCAGAGGCCAGAUGGGCUGUUGCACACGACAUGCGGCACGCCUUCAUAUGUCGCGCCAGAGAUCAUCAACAACAAGGGCUAUGAUGGUGUAAAGGCAGAUGUAUGGUCUUGCGGAAUUAUACUGUUUGUCCUGCUCGCAGGCUACCUUCCAUUCCAUGAUUCUAACAUAAUGGAGAUGUACAGGAAGAUAGGCAAAGGUGAAUUCAAGAGCCCUCACUGGUUCAGCUGUGAUGUCCGCAGGCUUCUGGCUAAACUCCUUGAUCCAAACCCAGAUACACGCAUCACCAUUGAGAAGCUUGUCGAGCAUCCCUGGUUCAUGAAGGAGUAUAAACCAGCAGUAAUGCUGGCACAGCCACACAUCUCAAAAAGCUUGAAAGAUGUGCAAGUUGCUUUUAGUGCGGACCAUGAAAGUAACAAAUGUGAAGAGGCAGAACAAUCAGCAAAUGCCAUGAAGCCGGCAAGCUUGAAUGCAUUUGACAUCAUCUCUCUCUCCAAUGGAUUUGACCUCUCAGGCCUGAUCGAUAUGGAGCAAAAACAGAAAGUGCACGAGCUGUUCAUGACACAAAAACCAGCAUCAGAGAUAGUGUCAAAGCUGGAGGAGAUAGCUGAGACAGAACACUUCAAUGUGAAGAAGCAAGAUGGGAUGGUGAAGCUGCAGGGGUCCAAGGAAGGGAGGAAGGGGCAGCUCACAAUUGAUGCGGAAAUAUUUGAGGUUGCAUCAUCAUGCUAUGUAGUCGAGGUGAAGAAGGCAGCAGGGGACACUUUAGAGUACCAGACAUUUUGCAACAAGGACCUAAGGCCUUCCCUGAAGGACAUCUGCUGGACCUCACCAUCAGAAGAUGAACUCCCAUCGGUGUCCGAGUAGGUACUUCCAAGUCAGUCCU